This is a messenger RNA of Suillus discolor, 1820 nucleotides long. RefSeq lists its product as uncharacterized. The record is from RefSeq and is a predicted model, not a curated record. The coding region runs from base 1 to 1689 and encodes 562 amino acids. Lineage: Eukaryota; Fungi; Basidiomycota; Agaricomycetes; Boletales; Suillaceae. The transcript has 8 exons.
AUGUCUGCUGUCAACACAGAAAGUGGUAUCCAUAACUUUGCUAGGUCGAGGAAGCUCUCUCAACAACACCUAGAGGCUUCACAAAACUUCUCCGAACAACGAUAUCCUUCUCCAAUUACUCCUGUUUUCAAUACUCCUAAUCUUCCUUUGCAUCAGUCGACAUCAAGUAAUUUUCCAUGGCAGCAACCUUAUAAUUCGGACAUUUCUCCUUCACAAAAUGACUCUCGUUUUUCAAGCACUUCAAAGUACUCGUUUCCUGCCACACACAGGCAUACCACAGACACACACGGCGCAUAUAUGCGUGAUACAGACCAAUUCAUGCAAAGAAUUGAAAUAUUAGAGAAGGAAAACUUAGAAUUACGAACAGAAUGCACCACCCUAAAGAAUGCAUUUCAGAUGCUUGCUAAUUGUGUGGGACUACGAAAUGCCGAUGCCAACAAUUUUACUCCGCCUCCUCAUGCUGAUGGAAAAACUCCACAUAUUGACCAGUCCCUGCCUUUGCGACCUCCUCUGUUGAGCUCUGACGAUUACGACACCAAGUUUUGGGACAUUGAAGACUGGAAAAUAUGGUGCAACAGCACUGAAGGAUGUGGCUCAAUCAAGUUGCGUGGCUCAGUCCCUUUCUUAGAAGAUGAAGAUGGAAAUCCUCUCGUGUCGACAGCUAUUGAUUCUAUCCGUCGCACAAUGUGUCGACUCUUCGAGAUGUUGGCAUCCAAGAAUAUUGCACCACCAUCCUGGGGACGCUUAUCUGAACAAGCUUACCUUCUUUUUCAUAUUGCUAUCGGUACAGCACACCCAGAACUCAGAUUCUGCUCGAACGACUGGAAAGCAAAUGAACUGGCAAAGAACGUGUAUUCAGCUUGGCGAACGGCACGCAGGCAAGCAAAAGCGAGGGCUAAGGGCGUCAAAUCUGAGGAACUCGAUCAAGAUGAUCUAGGCUCUUAUUCUGGCGAUGACGAAGAUGGAGACGAUCUUGAGAACCGGAAGCGGAGCGCCAUGCCAGAAGAUCUCACACAUACCAUGAAGAGACACAAGACAUACGAGUCUCCACUCUUGUCCAGUAGCACUACUACCCCUUCAUCAGAACCUGAAGAACUUACCUCAACCAAUCUCACACCAUCAGCAGCGCAAUGCGAUAAACCCACUGCCAUUGAGACUUGGACAGUACCUCAAAUCAAACUGAAAAAUCCACUUGAUGGUCUUACUCUUCCCCAGAAGUCUCCGCUGGUGCUGCCAUCAUCAUCCGAGUCUACAACUCCAGUUCUCAAAUCUGCUGCUGCCAUCUCCCAACCCAAUGCCCUCAUCGAUGGAUUUGCUGGCAAGUCUCCUGAGGCUCUGGUCAAGACUGUCAUGGUCACACCCCCCCUUGUUGAUACACCCAUACCAAACGGCCAGCCCACCACUUCGGUCUCCAGUGUUCCCAUUCACAGUGUCACCGAGCCCACCAAAGUGCCGAAGAAAGCCAGCAAGGCGCGUCCCAGCAGUAAGAAGAACGGGAGGGACCUUUGCAUCCUUCAUUGGCUCAAGCAAGUCAAGAAAGACGGGACUACAGCAGAGUUUCGUAUCUACUGGGACGCACUCGAUACCCAACAGUGCAAUUCUUACGAGUCUGAAGCGGUUCAAUUGGUUUCCUCGAACGUCUGGGUCAAGAAUACAGUCGGCGCAGUCGUCGACGGUACUUUGCAUUGAGCGCGCACAUUGCAUGCCUGCGCUGUUCGGACUACCUUCAUUCCAUUGUUUUUGUGCUCUGUUUCAACUGCAUAUCAUUCCAUGGAUUGUAUCCGUAUUUUGUACUACUAGUAGCUACAGCUUGAAGCAAU